UUUUUUUUUUUCUUCUUCUUCUUUCCUUUUUUUCUUUAUAUAAUCUAUAGAUAUUUCCCUUUUUUUUCUUUUAUUCGUAAAUAAUUCUUUACAAUGGACGAUACUUUUUCUUCUUCAAUGGAUCGAUUCAACGAAGUCAAACCAAGAAAUACAAUUACAUUUAAUGAAAAAUAUAACAAGUUAGAAACGUUAGGUCGCGGCAAUUUUGGUAAAGUAUAUCUAGUAGAAAAUAAUGAAACUAAAGAAAAGUAUGCAGCCAAAGUGAUUGAUAGAAAAGCAUUUAAAUCAAUCGAACAGAACCAACAUAUUGAAAGAGAACUAGAAAUUUGUAAAUCAUUUGCUUCAGAUCUAAAUCAUCCUAAUAUUGUUCAAGUAUAUGAUGUUAUGAUAGAAAAUGAUUAUAUUUAUAUUGUCAUGGAUUACAUUGAAGGAGGUGAAUUAUUUGAUCAUAUUCGACAGGCAAAAGGAUUAUCACCUUCAACUUCUCGUAGAUGGUUUCGACAGCUGAUACAAGCUGUUGACUAUAUACAUAAAAAUAAUAUUAUUCAUAGAGAUUUGAAACCAGAGAAUAUCAUGAUUGAUAAAUCACAACGCCUUCGUAUUUGCGACUUUGGUUUCGGUAAUAUUGUCAAGAGACAACACGAAGUAUUAAAUACAUAUUGUGGAAGUCCCUUUUAUGCUGCACCAGAAAUGGUAACUGCUACACCUUACUAUGGGCCACCUGUAGAUUUAUGGAGCUGUGGUGUCAUUUUAUACGCCAUGUUAACAGGGUCUUUGCCCUUUCAGGGAGGUGAUAUGCCUGCUCUCUUUCAUCGUAUUAGUUCAGGAAUCUAUACAGUACCAUCUUCCGUGAAUAAAGAUGCUAUCGAUCUCAUCAGUCGUUUACUCUGCAGGGAUGCUAAGCAACGGUAUUCAGCUGAAGACUGUUUAAAUCAUCCUUGGUUAGCCUCCUCUUCUUCUUCUUCCCUUUCCUCACAGCGUACCACUAAUUUUUUCAAACACUAUUCUUUACGUUGUUUCCCUAUUUCAUCCCAUAUAGCCUUAGCGAGUCGACUGACUCGAAAGAAAAUCGAUAUUCUCUCUACUACAUCUCUUAUCGAAACUAAGUUUCAGGUUACAACAAAGGAAGAUGAUAACGAAAUCAUGAUGCAUAGUAAAAGGAGACCCUCGGAACUCUUCAUGCGAGUAUUUAGGAAAAAAUCACAAAUUAAGCCAAUCUCCAUUUCAAAGAAGAAUGAGAGAAUAUCAGCAGAACCGAUUAUAGAGAAUAUAAGUAAGGAUAAACUAAAUCACUCCGAUAGCAGUAGCAAGAAACAAUUUCGUUCAAAAUAUCUCUUUGGAAAGUUUAGAGGCUUCUUUAACUUUUCAUUACAAAAGCGAAUUACAUAAUAAUUAAUAGAUCCUUAUUCACAUAGAAUUAUUCCCCUUUCCUUCUCUCUCUUUUUUUUUUCUUCUCUUUUCUUUAUUAUUAUUAUUAUUACUACUACUACUACUAACUAUUCUAAUAAAUACAAC
Messenger RNA from Cokeromyces recurvatus, 1515 nucleotides. Its product is annotated as kinase-like domain-containing protein. Gene Ontology annotation, molecular function: protein serine/threonine kinase activity; ATP binding. Gene Ontology annotation, biological process: intracellular signal transduction; protein phosphorylation. Gene Ontology annotation, cellular component: cytoplasm. The record is from RefSeq and is a predicted model, not a curated record. The coding region runs from base 94 to 1389 and encodes 431 amino acids. NCBI's taxonomy places the organism in Eukaryota, Fungi, Mucoromycota, Mucoromycetes, Mucorales, Mucoraceae. The transcript is spliced from 5 exons.